Molecule: messenger RNA, 1181 nt
Organism: Macroventuria anomochaeta
Lineage: Eukaryota; Fungi; Ascomycota; Dothideomycetes; Pleosporales; Didymellaceae
Exons: 1
Coding region: 226-1002 (258 amino acids)
Source: RefSeq, a predicted model, not a curated record
GAACAAUUAUAGCGAUAAUAGCUACUAAGCGUACUGGAGUACCAGGCAUAGAUACAGGCUCUAUAAGUAUGCGAUGUUGUCGCUGGUGAACAUAUUUCCAUCACAUCAACACUCACCAACAAGCAACCACUACAUCCUUUCAUCCCCUUAUUUCCUUUCCAUUUCCUUGGAUCUGUCUUCCUUCUAUCUUCUUAGAAAAUAGCAAAACACCCAACAACCAUCACCAUGCAGUACUCAACCAUCUUCCUUUCAGCACUCUUUGCUACCUCAGCCCUGGCACGCCCGGCCCGUCGCUCAGCUUCGGACAACUCCAUCCGCGUCCAACUCUCCGGCCCCGGCGAGCUCGCUACUCAGACAGCCUUCGAAGAGGGCUGGCGUCAAGUCAAGCGCCCCCAGGGCUCCUCCGGCCCCUACGAUACCGUAGCUCUUGAAGUUGGCAAGGAUGUGAAGCAACAGGGCCUCCGCUGCCAGGUGCGCAACGAACACAACGAGCCCAUCGUCGUACUCCGAAAUGGCAACCGCGACAUCACCUUCGCUGACGGCGACGCCGGAUCCUGGACCUUUGAGAGCGGUGCGCAGGAAGUUGUUGCUAUCAUUUGCGACCCGACCUUCGUCAAGGGCGUCGCUCCUCCCGCCGCGCCUGCCCCUACACCCAUCGCGCAACCUCCCAUUAACGUUCGUAUCUCCGGUCUCAGCGAGUUCGCACGCAACAUCGCAUUCAAAGAAGGCGGCCUUGUUCGCGAGAUCCAGCCCGCAGGUGGCGCGGAUGUCAACACCUUUGAGCUCACGCUCGACCCUGCGGUCAAGAAGCAGGACUUGAGGUGCCAGGUCCUCGACAAGGCCGGUUACCCGAUCAUUGGCAAGCGAGGUGCCAACGUCGACGUUACCUUUGCGGAUGGUGGAAAUGGCCCUUGGACUUUCAUCAACAAGAAGGGCGAGCACAUCACUGUUGAUACUAGCGCUGUCAUCUGCGACCCAGCUUUUGUUAAGGCUUCUGCGUAAGCGAUGAAUUGCUUGCAGUCACGGUACAUUUCUAGGGGACAAGAUUGGUUUCAUGCAUAGCGAUGGUGUUGAGAUUCAUCUAGACCGGGGUUUUUGUUUUCUCUUUUGCCUUAUAUUCUUUCCUAGCUGUCUCUCCUUCUUCAUAAUGCUCUACAAAUAAUGGCAUCACUCAUUUGCCG